Octodon degus (degu) is the source of this 3766-nucleotide messenger RNA. RefSeq names its product MAM domain containing 4 (gene Mamdc4). Bases 1 to 3636 code for a protein of 1211 amino acids. Gene Ontology annotation, molecular function: protein binding. The record is from RefSeq and is a predicted model, not a curated record. Gene Ontology annotation, cellular component: membrane. The transcript has 30 exons. NCBI's taxonomy places the organism in Eukaryota, Metazoa, Chordata, Mammalia, Rodentia, Octodontidae.
AUGCAGCUGCCCACCCACCUCCUGCCUGUGCUGGUCCUGCUCUCGGCGCAGCCCCUGGGCAGAGCCUUGGUGCCCGGUCCCUGCAAGAGCCCCAUCGAGACACAGUGCAACUUCCUGUGCGACUGCACGGACUGCUCCGACGAGGCCCAGUGCGGCUACAGCAGGGCCUCGCCCGGCCUGGGCACCCCCGUCACCUGCGAUUUUGAGCAAGACAACUGCGGCUGGCAGGACAUCAGCACCUCGGGCUACCGCUGGGUCCGGGACCGUGCCAGGGCACAGCCUGAGGGGCCUGUGGCUCACACCGACCACACACAAGGCACUGACCUGGGCUGGUACAUGGGCGUGGGAACCCACCGCGGGACAGAGGCCGCCGUCGCGGCCCUGCGCUCCCCUGUGCUGCGGGAGGCGGGCCCCACCUGUGAGCUAAGGCUCUGGUACCACGCAGUCUCUGGAGAUGUGGCAGGACUGCAGCUGGAGCUGACCCACAGUGCAGAGACGCUGACCCUGUGGCAGAGCUCGGGACCCUGGAGCUCAGGCUGGCAGGAGCUGGCAGUGACCACGGGCCGCAUCCCGGGAGACUUCCGAGUGACCUUCUCUGCCACCCGCAACGCCACGCACAAGGGUGCUGUGGCCUUGGAUGACGUGGAGUUCUGGGACUGUGGGCUUCCUACUCCACAGGCCAGCUGUGCCCUGGCCCACCACCGCUGCAGGAAUGCAGCCUGCAUAGAGCCCCACCAGCUGUGUGAUGGGGAGGACAACUGUGGGGACAGAUCUGACGAGGACCCGCUCACCUGCAGCCAUCACACAGGCACCAACUUUGAGACGGGCCUGGGCCUGUGGAGCCACACAGAGGGCCCGGCCUGGAACCUCAGCACCAGCGGCCCCAAAGGCUCUGCCUGGCCACGCAGAGACCACAGCCGGAACAGUGCACAGGGCUCCUUCCUGGUCUCUACAGCCAAACCCGGCAACCCAGCUGUCCUCCUCAGCCCCCAGUUGCAGGCCUCAGGCUCCCGAAACUGCUCGCUCAUCUUCUACCACUACCUGCAUGGGUCCAAGGACGCCCACCUUGAACUGCUCCUGUGGAUGCAGGGUCCUGGGGCUCCCCAGGCCCCUGUCCUGCUACGACAUCGACACGGCGAGCUGGGGGCAGCCUGGGUCCGAGACCAGGUGGACAUUCGGAGUGCCCAUCCCUUCCGGAUCCUCCUGACUGGUGAGACGGGCCCUGGAGGCAUCGUGGGGCUGGAUGACCUCAUCCUGUCUGACCACUGCACAGUCAUCCCAGAGACAAGUGCCUGCGACCCACCUAACCCCACUUCCCCUGUAGGGGCUCCUCUGUCUCCUCAGUCCAGCCUGCAGGGUUCCUGCGAGCCGGGGCAGCUGGCCUGCGGGGACCUGUGUGUGCCCCCGGAGCAGCUGUGCGACUUCCAGCCACAGUGCGCCCAGGGCGAGGACGAGCGAGAGUGUGGCACCACAGACUUUGAGGCCGCCGCAGCCGGCGGCUGGCAGGACUCCAGCAUAGGGCGGCUGCAGUGGGGGCGGCAGGAAGCCCAGGGGAUCAGGGCUACAGCAGGACACUUCCUGUCCCUGCAGAGGGCCUGGGGGCAGCUGAGGGCCGAGGCCCGGGCCCUCACACCUGUCCUGGGCCCCUCUGGCCCACACUGUGAACUCCACCUGGCCUACUACUUCCACAGCCACCCUCGAGGCUUCCUGGCUUUGGCCCUGGUGGAGAGCGGCUCCCGGGAGUUGGUGUGGCAGGCCCCAGGGGACAGCUCUGGGGCCUGGACAGUGGUCAGGGUCCUCCUUGGGGCACAUCGCCGGCCCUUCCAGCUGGAGCUGGUUGCACUGGUGGACGUGGAGGCCCCCGGCCUGCAAGGCGCUGGGAUAGACAACGUGACUAUGAGGGACUGCAGCCCUACAGUGACCACUGAGACAGACAGAGAGGUCACCUGUAACUUCGAGUGGGGAAUGUGUGGCUGGCACUUGGGCCACCUCACAGAUGUCCACUGGCGCAGGGUGGAGAGUCACAGCUCUGGGAAUGACCACACCACUGGUCAAGGCUUUUUCAUGCUUCUGGACCCUGCAGAGCCUCCUGCCCGUGGGCGACAUGCCAACCUGCUCACGGGGCCCCAGGUGCCAGCAGUCCCUGAGCAGUGUCUCAGCUUCUGGUUCCAGCUGCAUGGGCCCCGGAUUGGGACGCUGCGGCUGGCCAUGCAGAGGGAUGGGGAGGAGGAAAUUCAGCUCUGGUCUGGGUCAGGCACCCACGGCAACCGCUGGCACCAGGCCUGGGCUACCCUGCGCCACCAGCUGGGGCCCAGCUCCAAGUACCAGCUGCUGUUUCAGGGCCUCCGGGAUGGGUACGACGGCAUCAUGGCACUAGACGACGUGACCGUGCGCCCUGGCACCUGUCCAGCUCCCCAACGCUGCUCCUUUGAGGAGUCCACCUGCAGUUUCUCCACGGGUGGGCAGGGCUUGUGGAAGCGCCAAAACAGCGCCUCAGGCACUGCCACCAAGGGCCCCUGGGCAGACCACACUACAGAGACAGCCCAAGGGCACUACAUGAUCGUGGCUACAAGCCCAGACAUGCUGCCCCAGGGCCAUGUAGCCUCUCUGACCUCGGAGGAGCACCAGCCUCUCCUCCAUCCCACCUGCCUGACCUUCUGGUACCACCUGAGCCUGCGCAGCCCAGGCACUCUGCGGGUCCGAGUGGAAGAGGGCAGACAGCACCAGACCCUCAGCAUCAGUGAGCACGGUGGGCCUGCCUGGCGCCUGGGCAGUAUGGAUGUGUGGGCUGAGCAGGCGUGGAAGGUGGUGUUCGAGGCAGUGGCUGCAGGUGUGGAACACUCCUACGUUGCGCUGGAUGACAUCCUCCUCCAGGACGGGCCCUGCCCUCAGCCAGGGUCCUGUGACUUCGAAUCUGGUCUGUGUGGCUGGAGCCAGGUGGCAUGGCCAGGCCUGGGUGGGUACAGCUGGGACUGGAGUAGUGGUGCCACCCCAUCCCGGUACUCCCAGCCUGCCAUGGACCACACUCUGGGCACUGAGACAGGGCAUUUUGCCUUCUUUGAGACCAGCGUGUUGGGUUCUGGGGGGCGUGCGGCCUGGCUGCGCAGUGAACCCCUGCCGGCCACAAAGGCCUCCUGCCUCCGCUUCUGGUACCACAUGGGCUUCCCGGAGCACUUCUACAAGGGCGAGCUCCGAGUGCUCCUGGUCAGCACCAGGGGCCAGCUGGUGGCAUGGGCCCAGGGUGGGCAGCUAAGACACCAGUGGCUGGAGGCCCAAGUGGAGGUGGUCAGCAGCGAGGAGUUCCAGGUGGUGUUUGAAGCUACUUUGAGCGGUCAGCCGGUGCAGGGGCCCAUCGCCUUGGAUGACAUCGAGUAUCUGCCCAGGCAGCACUGCCAGUGGCCUGCACCGAGCCCAGAGGACACAGCAGUGCCCAUGUCGGUGGCAGCUGCAGUCAGCGGGGCCCUCGUCUUCCUGACUCUCCUGGUGCUGCUGGGACUCACGGGGUGGUGCUGGCUGCGGAAGGGAGGGGGCUGGCCCUUCUGGAGGAACAGGCACUCUGCAGCCCCUGGCUUUGACAACAUCCUCUUCAAUGCGGAUCAAGUCACCCUGCCUGCAGCUGUCACCGGUGACCCAUAGAUCAUCGGAGCUGCCCCUGGCCCUUCCUGGGUCACCUCCGCACACACUCCGGCCCAAGGCCAGACAGCUAUGGCCCUGUCCAGUGGGGUGGCUGGAGGUCCCUACCUCACGAAUAAACACCCCACCCCUC